CCUCGCCAGAGAAAUGCAGAGCACAGUAUCAUUAGGAGAAUUGGUUUGGGGCGGCGCAUCAGGAGCAGAGCGCAUCCACCACUGGAGGGAUCAAAUCUGUGCCAUCUGACGCUCAAGGAUUUAUGGGUUUAGUCCAAAUUGCUUUUCCCAGUGUGGAGAUUAAGCUGUGUGAUGUUAACAGGACAGACGUCCGUGUUCGUUUGGGCUGCAGAGCGCCGAGGAUGUGAACAUUGAAUAGGGAUAUGAGCACCAUGCAGCUGGAGACUGUGUUUGUGUUCAUCUGCGUCUGUGUGCUGGGCGCCGCCGGAAGAUCGGCCCACAGAAGAGGUCCCAGACAGGAGCCCUACAAGCAAAGCAGAUUACGGAGAGAAACGACACGAGUGGAUGGAGGAGCCCAGAAGUCUGGCAGCCCAAUCUUCAGAAGAAGUCCAGACAUGACAAAGUCUCCUAUGACCAAAUCUGAGCAGCUGUUGAGGAUAGAUGACCAUGACUUUACAAUGAGACCAGCAUUUGGAGGACCUCCGAUCCCAGUAGGUGUGGAUGUUCAGGUUGAAAGUCUCGACACCAUCUCUGAGGCUGACAUGGAUUUCACCAUGACACUGUAUUUGAGGCAUUACUGGAAAGACGAGCGCUUGUCCUUCCAGAGCAGCAAUAAUCAAAGCAUGACGUUCGACAGCCGGCUGGUGAAGAAGAUCUGGGUGCCCGACAUGUUCUUUGUUCAUUCCAAAAGAUCUUUCAUCCACGACACGACAACAGACAACUUGAUGCUACGAGUGUAUCCCGACGGAAACGUGCUCUACAGUCUGAGAGUGACCGUCACUGCCAUGUGUAACAUGGACCUGAGCCGCUUUCCUCUGGACACACAGACGUGCUCACUGGAGAUCGAGAGCUAUGCGUACACUGACGACGAUCUUAUGCUUUACUGGAAGAAGGGCAACGAGUCGCUGAACACCGAUGACAAGAUUUCUCUGUCCCAGUUUCUCAUCCAGAAGUUCCACACCACAACUAAGCUUGCGUUCUACAGCAGCACAGGUAAUGCUUCAGUGCUCUCAGAUGCUCGUCUGAAUGUUUAG
Sinocyclocheilus grahami is the source of this 1073-nucleotide messenger RNA. RefSeq names its product gamma-aminobutyric acid receptor subunit rho-1-like. The record is from RefSeq and is a predicted model, not a curated record. Gene Ontology annotation, cellular component: membrane. Gene Ontology annotation, molecular function: extracellular ligand-gated monoatomic ion channel activity; transmembrane signaling receptor activity. NCBI's taxonomy places the organism in Eukaryota, Metazoa, Chordata, Actinopteri, Cypriniformes, Cyprinidae. Gene Ontology annotation, biological process: monoatomic ion transmembrane transport. The transcript is spliced from 8 exons. The coding region runs from base 243 to 1073 and encodes 276 amino acids.